Molecule: messenger RNA, 930 nt
Organism: Alternaria arborescens
Lineage: Eukaryota; Fungi; Ascomycota; Dothideomycetes; Pleosporales; Pleosporaceae
Exons: 1
Coding region: 1-930 (309 amino acids)
Molecular function (GO): 2-oxoglutarate-dependent dioxygenase activity
Source: RefSeq, a predicted model, not a curated record
AUGCGCCAUGUCGCGCGUAACCGGCCAUUUGUUGUCCGGAACGGAGCUAGAGACUUCAAAGCAAGAAAGACAUGGAAUUCAGCAUACCUGAAAGAUGUCAUGCGUGGUCAAAAUGUCAACGUAGCAAUCACACCUCACGGGAACGCCGACUCAGUCGUCUCGCUACCAUUAGGUGGCUCAGUGUUCGUCAAGCCAUAUGAGACCGAGGGACCCUUCCAAGAAGUUCUAGAGAAGAUUCAACGGCAAGAGCGGGAGGAAGACUAUAAAGGCCCAACACACUAUGCGCAAACCCAGAACGACAAUCUCCGCAAUGAGUACUCCACGCUUUUCGCCGAUGUGCCCAAAAGCAUACCUUUUGCGCGAAUAGCACUAGAGCAGGAACCUGACGCAAUCAACUUCUGGCUCGGAAAUUCCUACUCGACGACUGCCCUACACAAGGAUAACUACGAGAAUAUCUACGUUCAGAUCCUGGGUCAAAAGCAUUUUGUUCUCUUACCACCCGUGGAAGCGGCUUGUGUCAAUGAGAAGAGUGUCCUGGCUUCUACGUAUACUCUGAAGCGCAACGGAGAUUCGCCUUCUGACACGUUCGAAAAAAAAGAUAUGGUGAUCAAGGUAGAUGAGCCGGAGGAAUACGUACCUUUCGCAACAUGGGAUCCUGACCAGCGCACCAUCAACACUACGCCCUACUCUCAAUACUCGCAACCACUCAGAGUAACACUAGAAGAAGGCGAUAUGCUAUACUUGCCGGCACUAUGGUACCACAAGGUAAGCCAGAGCUGCAACGAAGAAGGAAUCUGCUGCGCGGUAAACUAUUGGUAUGACCUCGAAUUCAGCGGCGGAUUCUGGAGUACCGCAAAUUUUGUAAGGAGCACCGGAUUACUGAGCAUGCAAGGUAAUGCGGAUGAUGGAAUUAGAGGCGGAGACGACUGA